Molecule: messenger RNA, 789 nt
Organism: Rosa rugosa (rugosa rose)
Lineage: Eukaryota; Viridiplantae; Streptophyta; Magnoliopsida; Rosales; Rosaceae
Exons: 2
Coding region: 1-789 (262 amino acids)
Source: RefSeq, a predicted model, not a curated record
AUGAGCAAGAUCCCAUAUGCAUCUGCAAUAGGGAGUCUCAUGUAUGCGAUGCUAUGCACAAGACCUGAUAUCAGUUAUGGCGUAAGCAUAACUAGUCGAUAUCAGUCCAAUCCAGGUUUAGAACACUGGAAUGCUGUUAAGAAUAUCCUUAAGUACUUGAGAAGGACUAAAGAUUUAUUCCUCGUUUAUGGAGGUGGUGAUUUGCAAUCAGAGUUGCAAGUGGAAGCAUACACAGACUCAGAUUUUCAAUCUGAUGUGAAUGACAGAAAAUCCACAUCAGGGUUUGUCUUCACCUUGAAUGGAGGUGCAGUAAAUUGGAGAAGCUGCAAACAAAGCGUUACUGCAGAUUCCACUACUGAGGCAGAAUACAUUGCAGCAUCAGAGGCUGCAAAGGAAUUGGCUGUAGGAGGUUUGUGUGGUGGCUUCUGUGGCGGCUUAUGGGGUGGCUUGUGUCCGUCAUCCAUAACAUCAAGUGGUGAGGACGUCGGUGGCUUCUUUUUGGGUGGUGGCUUCUGUGGUGGCUUGUGGGAGUCAGCCUCGUCAUCAAAUGGUGAGGACGUCGGUGGCUUCUUUUUCGGUGGUGGCUUGUGGGGUGGCUUGUGUGAGUCAGCCUCAUCAUCGAAUGGUGAGGACGUCGGUGGCUUCUUUUUCGGUGGUGGCUUGUGGGGUGGCUUGUGUGAGUCAGCCUCAUCAUCGAAUGGUGAGGAAGUCGGUGGCUUCUUUCCCGGCGGCGGCAGCGGCUUUACUGGUCCCUUAGGAGGCUUGACGGCCAAAAUGGGCCGUGGUUGA